UAGCUCUGGCUAAUGUAGUUCACGACACUCCGGUGUCUGUCAAAGAAACACGUGUGUGACCAGAUAAAAGGCCGGAGUAUAAACAGGGCAGUUUGGUACAAUUUUUACUUUCGUGAAAUAAUUUCAUGGCAUUUGUUUCAUGCCAGAGGGUCUUCUUGACUUGAACAAGUAACACCGGAGACAGAACGCACUGUUCCGUACAGCACCUCACCAGAGUGUACUGACAGUUCGCUGAUCGGGGCUAGUAAAAAUCCAAAUAAUCGAAGAAAGUUCUAGGUCUUUUUGGCUGUCUGUUUUGUAACAACGACUUGACUUACAAAACGCUAACAGUGUGCAUCAUGGCGGACUACUUGAUCAGUGGACAGACAGGUUACGUGCCGGACGACGGACUCAGUGGGCUGCAACUCUUCAACUGCGGGGACGGCCUUACCUACAAUGACUUCCUGAUUCUCCCAGGAUACAUUGACUUCACAUCAGAACAGGUGGAUUUGACUUCAGCCCUGACAAAGAAGAUCACCAUGAAAACGCCUUUCGUGUCCUCCCCCAUGGACACAGUCACGGAGUCAGCGCUGGCCAUUGCAAUGGCACUGACAGGGGGAAUAGGCUUCAUUCACCACAACUGCACUCCAGAGUUCCAGGCCAACGAGGUCCGCAAGGUCAAGAGCCAAAUAGAUACCCCUACCUACUCUCCCUCUUCUGUCAUCCCUCCCUCUCUGCUCCCAUCCCUCCAGCGUUAUGAGCAGGGCUUCAUCACGGACCCGGUGGUGAUGAGUCCCACAGACUGCGUGGCAGACGUGUUCCAGGCCAAGGCGCGCCACGGCUUUUGCGGCAUCCCCAUCACAGACAACGGCCACAUGGGCGGACGUCUCGUUGGUAUCAUCUCCUCGCGGGACAUCGACUUCCUAAAGGAGGAGGAGCACAUCCUGCCGCUCAGCGAAGUAAUGACCAAGCUCGAGGACCUUGUCGUAGCUCCAGCUGGAGUGACGCUGAAAGAGGCAAAUGAGAUCUUGCAGAGGAGUAAGAAAGGUAAGCUGCCCAUCGUGAACGAGGAGGGCUGCUUGGUCUCCAUCAUUUCCAGGACAGACCUGAAGAAGAACAGGGACUUCCCCCUCGCCUCUAAAGACUCCCGCAAACAGCUGCUGUGUGGGGCAGCCAUUGGCACGCACAAUGACGACAAGUAUCGACUGGACCUGCUGGUGCAGAGUGGGGUGGAUGUGAUUGUACUGGACUCAUCUCAAGGAAACUCAGUCUUCCAAAUCAACAUGAUUAAGUACAUCAAAGAGAAAUACCCAGAGCUUCAGGUCAUUGGAGGCAAUGUGGUAACUGCAGCCCAGGCCAAGAACCUGAUUGAUGCCGGGGCCGAUGGCCUGCGUGUGGGCAUGGGCAGUGGCUCCAUCUGCAUCACGCAGGAAGCGCCUCUUAGUGAUCCACCUGGUAUUAAGCUCCACAGCCCCAAAACCCCAACUACGGUUACAGGAUACUGCAUGUUGGCAUGCGGGCGGCCCCAGGCCACCGCCGUCUACAAGGUAUCGGAGUACGCCCGUCGAUUCGGUGUGCCAGUCAUCGCCGAUGGGGGCAUCCAAAACGUCGGGCACAUCUCCAAAGCCCUGGCACUGGGGGCAUCAACAGUGAUGAUGGGCUCUCUCCUGGCGGCCACCAGCGAGGCUCCAGGGGAGUACUUCUUUUCCGACGGCAUCAGGCUGAAGAAGUACAGAGGCAUGGGUUCAGUAGACGCCAUGGAUAAGAACCUGGGCUCCCAGACCAGAUACUACAGUGAGUGUGACAAAAUCAAGGUGGCCCAGGGUGUGUCAGGUGCAGUCCAAGACAAGGGUUCCAUCCAUAAGUUUAUUCCCUACCUGCUGGCUGGAAUCCAGCACUCUUGUCAAGACAUUGGAGCCAAAAGUCUCACCCAGCUCAGGGCCAUGAUGUAUUCAGGGGAUCUGAAAUUUGAGAAAAGGACUACAUCGGCCCAGAUGGAGGGAGGAGUCCAUAGCCUGCACAGUUAUGAGAAGCGCCUGUUCUAAUGAAGAGUUCGGCUGUAUUGGGCUACAGGCUUGUGUUCCUCAAGCAAAUGCAUAUUCGGGCACCCACAGCUACUUGCCAACACACAUCAAUAAAACCUAGAACCAUCCGUCUUCCCAUCUGUUGUUCCCGACCCAAGCGAAGGGAGAGCAGAGCCUGAUCGUUGGGAUGUCUUUGUUUGCCUGUCUGUCGGUUUGUCUGUUUCUCAGUAUUGUGCUGGAGUGUUUUGUUAUCAGAUGCCUUCCAUGUCCUACUGAAAUGUCCCCAUGCACUGACAUGAAUAAGUCAAAUUAAAACACAUUUUUUUUCCACAAGA
Molecule: messenger RNA, 2338 nt
Organism: Esox lucius (northern pike)
Lineage: Eukaryota; Metazoa; Chordata; Actinopteri; Esociformes; Esocidae
Gene: impdh2
Product: IMP (inosine 5'-monophosphate) dehydrogenase 2
Exons: 15
Coding region: 339-2024 (561 amino acids)
Biological process (GO): GTP biosynthetic process
Cellular component (GO): cytoplasm
Molecular function (GO): IMP dehydrogenase activity
Source: RefSeq, a predicted model, not a curated record